Trichoderma virens Gv29-8 is the source of this 987-nucleotide messenger RNA. RefSeq lists its product as uncharacterized. The transcript has 3 exons. The record is from RefSeq and is a predicted model, not a curated record. Gene Ontology annotation, molecular function: catalytic activity; 4 iron, 4 sulfur cluster binding. Lineage: Eukaryota; Fungi; Ascomycota; Sordariomycetes; Hypocreales; Hypocreaceae. Bases 1 to 987 code for a protein of 328 amino acids.
AUGCUGCUCGCUCUCGCGCUUAUCAGCCUUGUUGCCGUCGUGCUGGUGCUUGCCUUCGUACCUUCCUCUAUUGUUCGUCAGCAAACAAAGGGCCAAAUUCCUGUUUCUGUGAACUACUUUUUUACACGCAAGUGUAACAAGUCAUGCGGCUUCUGCUUUCACACAGCAAAGACUUCGCACAUGGAAGACAUCUCUCGUGCAAAGCGGGGACUUCAACUGUUACAACGGGCUGGCAUGAAGAAGAUUAACUUCGCAGGCGGAGAGCCCUUCCUUUACCCAAAAUUUUUGGGCGAACUGGUUGACUUCUGUAAGGAGGACCUACACUUGGAGUCUGUAUCCAUUAUCACCAAUGGAAGCCUUGUUAGAGAGGAGUGGGUUCGUAAGCAUGCCAAGAAUAUUGACAUCUUAGCAUGUUCAUGCGACUCUUUUGAUGAGAACAUGAAUAUCGAGAUUGGCCGUGGGACGGGAAACCAAGUUGAAAUUCUGUACCGGAUUGCCAAGUGGUGCCGCAAGAACGAGAUUAAGUUCAAGUUGAAUACCGUGGUUACUCGUCUUAACUAUGAGGAGGAUAUGAAUGAGCACAUCGAUACUCUACAACCUUUCCGGUGGAAAGUCUUUCAGGUGCUAAUCGUGGAGGGCGAGAACGACUCGGAGAAAACGCUGCGUGACGCUCGAAGGUUUACCAUUUCGGAUAAGCAGUUCGAAGUUUUCUGCAGCAAGCACAGGCAUCACAAAUCAUUCGUCGCAGAGCCCAACCGUCUCAUGGCCUCGUCGUAUCUACUAGUAGAUGAAUACAUGCGAUUCAUCGACAAGGACGGUAAUAAACUCACUAAAUCCAUUCUGGAUGUUGGAGUUGAGGCGGCCAUGAAGGAGAUCAAGUGGGAUGUGGAUGCUUUCCAGGAACGGGGAGGCGUAUAUGAAUGGACUAAGGAAAACGAGCAAGUGGAAGCUUGCUCUACGGGCAUGAGCGAAAAGUUAGUUUGGUAA